Ilyonectria robusta is the source of this 944-nucleotide messenger RNA. RefSeq lists its product as uncharacterized. The coding region runs from base 315 to 812 and encodes 165 amino acids. Lineage: Eukaryota; Fungi; Ascomycota; Sordariomycetes; Hypocreales; Nectriaceae. The record is from RefSeq and is a predicted model, not a curated record. The transcript has a single exon.
AAGCUCUCCUGCUCAUAGGCCAUGCCGUCGCUGUUGUUGGGCACGGUAGUGCCUUGGUCAUAGUCUGUGGCCUGGGUACCCUUCUCGCCGCCGACAUUGGUCGGGGUCUCGCCGGAAGAUUUGGACUCCAUGGUGGGCUAUCGCAAUGCCGUUGUUAUUGUUGGAGUCGCGGCUGAUGGGUGUGGAAGAGUUGGUGCGAAGAAAGAAGGAAGGAUUAAACAAAGUUAUGGGGAGGUGCCAAGUGGAAGGAAGGAAAGACAACCUUGGCCGAGUGACCUUGGGGUAGAGGAGGGAGGAAGUGGGAUAGCGAGGCGAUGAAUGGGAGAAAGGUAGAGGGGGAAGAGGCCCUACUUAAGGUCGAAGCUGAGGAGAGGAGAAGGAGACGAUGGGAUGUUGGGAAACAAUGGGCCGAGGGAGAAGGCACGAGGGGAGAGGGUAGGAGUGUGAGCUGGGGCCAAUUGAGACGGAGAUGGAGACGGAGACGGAGACGAUAUGCAUGGAAGCUCAGGAUGUUGCACUGGGUCCGUCGACUAGAGCUUCUAGUGCUGCUCGGGCCAGUUGGCUGGGAUGUGUUGGUGGGGGGCGAGAGGGAGGAGGAAGGGAGCAGGAGUAAGAAAAGCCAAGAGUUGAGAGCGGCGACGCGAUACGGAGGGACAUGGAUGUAUGGGGUAGGUCGAAGGCCCCAGGAAAGAGCAAGGACAAGACCAACGACGACAACACGACGACAACACGACAACACGACGACACCAGCGGCGAAGGGGACGGGAGUCAGAGAGCCACUCGGAGAGUGCGAGCAACACGGGCAGCAGUGAAUCACACACACCGUCUCUGACUCCCCGCGCCGGUAAGUCUCACAGAGAGACAGUGGCAGAGACGAUGACAGAGACGAUGCAGCCGGAGAGAGACCCAAAUGGAUCCAAAACACCCAGCAAAAGACGAAUGCG